AUGUCACCGUACAAAUUGGUCUUUGGGAAGGCCUGUCACUUACCGAUAGAGUUGGAGCAUAGAGCUUUGUGGGCAUUGAGGCAACUGAAUCUUGAUAUGGAAGUUGUGGGUACAAAUAGAGUCAUAGAGUUGCACGAGCUUGAUAACUUCCAUUACCAUGCUUUUGCCAACACAAGGUUAUACAAGGAGAGAAUGAAAAUGUUUCUUGACGAGAAUAUUGCGGAGCAAAAUUUUAUAUUUGGAGACUUGGUACUGUUGUACAAUUCUAGACUGAAAUUGCUUCCAGAGGUAUAUCCUACCGGAGCAGUUGCAGUUGAGUCGAAAGAUGGAACUCCCAAGUUCACGGUCAAUGGUCAAAGGUUGAAAUAUUACCUUGGUAUGGGAAAUAAGGAAAAAGUUUAUAUUGGUUAA
Molecule: messenger RNA, 411 nt
Organism: Nicotiana tabacum (common tobacco)
Lineage: Eukaryota; Viridiplantae; Streptophyta; Magnoliopsida; Solanales; Solanaceae
Source: RefSeq, a predicted model, not a curated record